This is a messenger RNA of Striga hermonthica, 984 nucleotides long. NCBI's taxonomy places the organism in Eukaryota, Viridiplantae, Streptophyta, Magnoliopsida, Lamiales, Orobanchaceae. The record is from the annotation of a GenBank genome assembly.
AUGGAGACAAUGACUUCGACAGGCUCGAUGCAGUUUCCUCGUGAGGCAGCCAAUUAUGACGAGGUUUCUAUGCAGCAAAGUAUGCUAUUCUCUGAUAGUUUGAAGGACUUGAAAAAUCUUCGGAAGCAGCUCUACUCAGCUGCCGAGUACUUCGAGUUGUCUUACAGUAAUGACGACCAAAAGGACACAGUGGUGGAUACAUUGAAAGAAUAUGCUAUUAAAGCUCUUGUUAAUACGGUGGACCAUUUGGGCUCCGUCACGUAUAAGGUCAAUGACAUGUUAGAUGAGAAGGUUGAUGAAGUUUCUGGAACCGAGCUUCGUUUGUCUUGCAUCCAACAGAGACUGCGUACGUGCCAGGAGUAUGUCGAUCGUGAAGGUCUCUCUCAGCAGUCAUUGGUGAUAAACACUCCACAUUACCAUAAACGAUACAUCUUGCCAAUUGGAGAAACUAUGCAUGGUGCAGUUCGCACCAAAUCGAGAUAUCGAGGACGCAGCUUAGACGAUGGAGACGAGUGGCAUCGGUUUAAGAACUCCAUUCGAGCCACAAUUCGUGAAACUCCACCACCAUCUAUAGUCGGAAAAGGACCCUCUCCUUCACUCUCACCGAGAUUUGCUCAGCAACACGGGAACUUCUCAUUCUCUAACAACAUGCCGAGUAAAGAUUUAGAAAAAAGAGCAACGUCGCCACAUCGAUUCCCACUUAUGCGUUCAGGUUCGCUUUCGAUGAAGCCCUCAACUCCGAGAGGCUCGAAUUCAAGCACACCAAAUCGAACCCGACCGACUACUCCAAACCCUUCACUUGGAAGACAAGCGUAUAUUUCUGAAGCUCGAAAAUCAGCUUCCAUGCGGGUCCGUGUCGGGAAGGAAAGUCCUAGAGAAAACGAGCAAUACCCGAGCAAAAGCAAACGUCUACUCAAAUCUCUACUCAGUCGACGCAAGUCAAAGAAAGAUGAAACUUUGUACACUUAUUUGGAUGAAUAUUAG